AUGGCUUACGCUGCUGUGCUUUCACUGAAGCAGACAAUAGAGAGCUCAGAAAUGAAACUUAUCUCUGAGGAGGAUCUUUGUUACUUGAAGUCAUUCAUCAAACCAAUGAGGUCCUUGCCAAGCAGCAACAGAGCAGUCGAUUCCGAAACGCAAAUCAAAGAUGCUGUACACAGAUUUGAAGAUCUGAUCAACCGCCACAUAUCGGACUGGUUUCAGUCCGGAUCUAAAAUUUCUAAAGAUGAUCAGAGCUUCAAACUGGUUCUCUCCCAACAACUACAAAUAGUCAAACAAGAAAUCAGUUCAUUUACUAAAACAUUGAAGGCCGAGGAACACUAUAGCACAGAAGAAGACAAACAACAACAACAACAACACCACCACCAGAAACAGAGCUAUUAUUUUGCAUGGCAAAUCCAUCGGAGAGAAAAGAUGGUGGGAUUGGAUAGUGAACUGAAGGAGCUACAAGAUUGGCUUUUUUCAGGAGAUCCCAAACGUGACGUGAUGUCGGUUGUCGGUAUGGCUGGCAUCGGUAAGACUACUUUUGUUGAACAAGUUUAUUACAACAGUCGACUUGUUGAAAACCACUUCAAGCAUCGUUUGUUUCUCCCAAUCGGCCCACACUAUCAGUUGAAAGAUACUCUGCUACUUGCUCUGGAUCAACUAGGUGUCCACGAAAACCUCAAUAAAAAUCCAUUAUCCAACUACGUAUACAAGUCUCUGUUAGGUACCAAGUAUUUGGUUGUGUUGGAUGAUGUAUGGAACACUCGUGUAUGGGACCAGUUAAGGCAUGUCUUUCCGGAUAACAGAAACGGGAGCCGCAUCAUCUUGACAACUCAGCUGCUAAGCUUAACUCGUCCGAUUGGUGGAAAAACUAUCCAAAUACCAUUGCUGGAUGAGGAUCAAAGUUGGAAACUUCUUCGUGAGAUUGUAUUCACUCGCGGAGAAUCUUGCUCGAAGGAACUCGAGAAAAUCGGGAGGAAGAUUGCCAAGAAAUGCGAAGGGCUCCCUCUGGCGAUUAUUGAGGUCGGAAAGCUCCUGAGUAAGAUAGACAAAAUGGUCGAAAAGUGGAAGACGGUGGCCGAAAACGAAGAUCCACUCACCAUCACAAUAGACGAUGACACGCCCCUCUCAAAGGCACUGCUUCUGAGCUACGAUAUGUUGCCUCAGUAUCUAAAGGUAUGCUUUCUAUACAUGGGAGUGUUUCCGAAAAGCUACGAGAUUCCUCGCUCGAAGCUCAUCGAUUUAUGGGCUUCCGAGGGCUUUCUUGAUCCGCAAAACAAAGGUAAAAAAAGAAGCUUGGAAGAAACGGGGGAUGAGUGCUUGAACGAACUCAUCUCCCGAAGCGUAGUUCUAAAUACGAAGCUGAGCUCUGUAGAUACGAAGAGAACUAAGACAUGCAGACUCCAUUUCACCUUUCGGAAUAUUUGCGUUAGUGAAGCUCAGAGCAAAAAGUUCUUCCCCAUUAUUAAAAAGUACAACGAAAGUAGUUUCCCGGAGGAUGUAAUAAAAAAGCAGAGACGCCUUUGCUUCCAAAACAACGUUGUACUUGGCAUCGAACAAGUGCGUACCUGGAUGGAGGAAUCUUUACCAGGUGCACGCUCGCUUCUCUGUUUCGGCCCAAAGCAGCAAUAUCCAGUAGAUCUGUACUUGGGCUUUAAAUUGCUUAAGGAUGGAGAUGAACUCCCAUCUUCAAUAUCGUGCCUUUGGAAACUCGAAGUCUUGAUCGUCCAUCGCCAUCACAACAUCAAGUCGUCGAAUCUUCCUCCCGUUUAUCUGCCUAUCGAGAUCUGGAAGUUGCAUGAACUGAAGCACAUCGAUUGUGUGGGAUUCGACCUUCCGGAACCUUCUCCUGCAGAUGAUUCUCUUAUCCUAGAGAAGCUUCUAACACUUUCGGGGGUGAGCGCCCACAGCUGCACACAGGGGGUUCUUGCGAGAACACCCCGCCUCGCAAAAUUAGGGAUCCGUGUCGAGGCAUCACAAGAAGACGAAGCCUUUGAAGCAUUGAGUUUCUUUGGCGGUGAUUAUUUCGCCUCUCGUGCAGAAUUCGAGUCAUUCAAAUGCCAUGUUGUGGAUCCUAGCCCUAGAUGUAGAGCUGUUUGUUCCAUGGUGAAUUUCCCUAAGAACAUUAAGAAGAUAACUCUGAGUGGAUGUGGAUUUCCAUGGGAGAAUGUGAAAGCAAUCGCAGAUUUGCCGAAUCUUCUAGUGUUGAAACUGCGAUGGAGUGCCUUCUGCGGGGCCAAGUGGGAGACGACGACGUGUGGUGAGGAAAUUGGAUUUCCGAAGCUGAAGUUGUUGCUGAUGGAAGACUUGGAUAUACAGAAAUGGGAAGCAGGCAACGAGCACUUCCCUAUGCUGGAACGCCUGAUUAUUAGGCACUGCUACAAAUUGGAGAAGAUCCCACCUGAAAUCGGAGAUAUACCCUUACUUGAAAUGAUACAAGUGGAUGAUUGCAAUCCAGCGGUUGUGACUUCGGCUCGGGGAAUACAAGACAAGAAAGCGUCGUGGGGAAACGAUAAGUUUCGAAUUCAGAUCCAUUCUUCGUGGGAUAAUGAGAAGCCAACUCGUGAGUAGGCAAUCAUUCAUAUGCAAAUCAACUGUUGUUUUAGGCAGG
Erythranthe guttata (spotted monkey flower) is the source of this 2608-nucleotide messenger RNA. The record is from RefSeq and is a predicted model, not a curated record. Lineage: Eukaryota; Viridiplantae; Streptophyta; Magnoliopsida; Lamiales; Phrymaceae.